AUGCAACUAGCACAGCUGUAUGCGGAUCAACACAGACAGCAAGAAACGGCGCAGUCUGAAGCCGCCUGCCCUGGGCAGACCGCCCAUCACGCCGCAGCCUGCGCGGUGGCCGCCUUGCCGGCCUCGCUGCUGCCGGCACAGCAGCUCUCGCCCUGCUUGAAGCGGGUGCAGGGGCCACAACGCUCGCCAGUGGCAGAGGAGCAGCAGGCGCACUCGGCCUUGGAGCAGUCGCAACCGUCCUGGCAGGCGCAACCGGCUGGGCCGGUGCACUUGGGGCACGUGCCUGCGGCCAUGCCGUCCCCCCCAGCAGCAGCACCGCCUGCCCCGCCAGGGCUCACCGAGCGGCUUAUCAAGAACAGCGCCAAGGUGCACAAGAAGAGCAACGCACUGCUCCUCGCCAAGGUCGCCACCCUCUUCACCGACCGCCAGCUGUAUGGCAAGGCCAUCGGUACUUUCUACCUAGUAUUCGUUGACCUCGAGGCGGCUCUGCAAAAGGCGAUGGAUGCAGACAAGCGCGUGGGGUCGCUGCGGGAGGUGAUGGGCCCGCUGCUUCGUGUGCCUGCCUACGAGGCCGACCUGCAGUUCUACCUGGGGCAGGGAUGGCGCGAGAAGAUCCCGCUCAGCCCAUCCAUCCACGCGUACGUGGCGCGCCUGCGGGAGAUUGCGGCGGAUCGGCCGCUGCUGCUGCUGGCGCACGCCUUCACGCAGCACACGGCGGGGCUGAGCGGCGGGCGCAUCGUGAAGCGCAUGGCUCGCAAGUACAUGGCGCUGCCGGAGGACAAGGGCACCGCCAUCUUUGACUUUGGGGGCGGCGUGGAGCUGAAGGACGCGUUCAAGCAGCGGCUGGAUGCGGUGGGGGCUGGGCUGAGCGAGGAGGAGGUGCAGGCGAUCCUGGAUGAGCAGCUCCGUGCGUUUGAGUUCAACAUAGCGAUCAUGCGAGAGUUCCCCAUCGGCCUGCUGCCGCAGCUGCGCGCGCCGCUGCACCUGCUACCCGCGCGCUACCUGGCUGCUGCUGCGGCGGCGCUGCUGGCCCUCGUCGUCGCGCUGGCGGCUGCACGGGCCAGGCGCGGCUCGUUCGGCUUUGGACUUUCUGAUGGCAGCGAGGGCGAAGUCCCCUUCAGCACCGGGCGCCUGGUGCUCAUCCUGCUGGUCCUAGUGCUGCUGCUGAUUGGCUUGGCGAUGAUGCUGUAUGCCGUCAAGGAGCUGCCUGCCUCCGACCUGGAUGGCAGCCCCGCCAAGCCCCGCAGCGCCCGCGACAUGCACAGCCAGCCAGCGCCGGCAGCUGCAAGCCCCCGCCGCCCUCAGGACCCGCCCCGCCCCCGGGGGCAGCGUCAGGAGCAGACCCGCGCCUCCAAGAAAGGUGCCCAGCCCCGCAUCCCGGUCUAUACGUAUGAUCUUGCCUCGAGCAUGGCGCUGCCGGUGCUGCCAGGGAUGGCGGUGGCAUGUGAUACUCCGACAGCGGCUGCCAGUGGCGAAGGAGAUGGAGCAGCAGUGGCGGCUGCAGCGCACAGCAGCGAUCUGCAAGUGGCAGACCCGGAGCAGGAGAGCAAUGCGAAUGGCAGUUCCCGUCCUUGA
Chlorella variabilis is the source of this 1575-nucleotide messenger RNA. RefSeq lists its product as hypothetical. Gene Ontology annotation, biological process: heme oxidation. NCBI's taxonomy places the organism in Eukaryota, Viridiplantae, Chlorophyta, Trebouxiophyceae, Chlorellales, Chlorellaceae. The transcript is spliced from 12 exons. The record is from RefSeq and is a predicted model, not a curated record. Bases 1 to 1575 code for a protein of 524 amino acids. Gene Ontology annotation, molecular function: heme oxygenase (decyclizing) activity.